AUGCAGUUCACUACUUCGUUCUUCCUUGCCCUGAUCGGCUCCUAUGUCUCGGCCGCACCAGCCGCUCCCUCAUGUUUCGUUCCCCAGAUCUAUUUUACCUCCCUUCCCGAGGCCUUCACCCUCUCCGUGCUUGUCCCGGGUUCCUCGACAUCGGCUAAUGAGGCCAGCUGGCCCCUUCAACUGUCACCACGCAAUCCCUCGGAGAGUGUUACCAGCAUCCCCAUCAUCAGCCGCACCAAGAUAGCCUCUCCGACCUUCAGGCUUGUUAACCAGACCCUGGUCACUGCUGAUGGUGGAUUCCCUGCCAUUCUAUCUCCUGGGAUUGCCAUCUUCCCGCCGCCUCCUCAGGGCUUUGAGUUUGGUGGGCCUGGAGAGACAGAAGCUCAGUUCGGCGCCAUUUAUUCUUGCGACAACAGGGGCCAGCAGUAUAUCAAGUUGGUACCAGAAUCAGCCCAAGGAUUCAUGCUUAACUCCGUAGCCGAGGGACAACGCGUCUACAUUAAGCCCCAACAAUUUGAAGGAAUGGCUGACUGGGUUUUCGUGGCGCAAAUAGGCAACGCAGUGGACGUGAACCUGAGAAUCAAUGGUGGCCAAUGA
Messenger RNA from Endocarpon pusillum Z07020, 597 nucleotides. RefSeq lists its product as uncharacterized. The record is from RefSeq and is a predicted model, not a curated record. NCBI's taxonomy places the organism in Eukaryota, Fungi, Ascomycota, Eurotiomycetes, Verrucariales, Verrucariaceae. The transcript is spliced from 3 exons. The coding region runs from base 1 to 597 and encodes 198 amino acids.